GUAUCUGACCAUUCCCAAACCAAAGCCAAAACAUGGCAAUGAAGAGAACCAUUUUAAGCAUGGCUGUCAUGGCCCUUCUCAUUGAACUUGGCAUGGCGGCAAACUACACCGUCGGAGGCGGUCCAAAUGGCUGGGAUACCUCAACAAACUUGCAAAGUUGGGCGUCAUCUCAGGCAUUUCUAGUCGGAGAUAAUCUCAUUUUUCAGUACACACCGAACCAUAAUUUGAUGGAAGUCACAAAAGCAGGCUACGAUUCUUGCAAUCCAAGUAAUCUACUCCAGAUUUACAAUGAUGGCAAUACCGUCAUCCCUCUGUCUGCUCCGGGGAAAAGGUACUUCAUCUGUGGAGUAUCAGGGCAUUGCCUCGGAGGAAUGAAGGUCGAAAUAGAUACUCUCGCGACCACUUCUUCACCCCCAGCAGAUUCUCCUUCCUUGGCUCCAAAUAGCCCUCCUUCUACUCCAUCACGGGCAGGAUCACCCGAAUCCCCUGCACCAACCGCGUCCGCUCCUCGAUUGUCACCCGACUCACCACUCUCCAACGGUCCUUCGUCGUCUUCUCCUAAUAUUGCUCCUUCUACCGAGACUCCUCAGCCUGCACCAGCACCAUCUGCUGCUCCUAUCAACUACGUUAAAGGCGGUUUCCGAGCUAGUCUCCUUGUGGGAUUCAGCACCAUUGUGAUGCUUUUGGCCUUCUAAUCUGUUAUAGGGAAUUCUUUUGCCAUAAGGAGGUUGUUGCGUUGUUUUUGAGUGAAUGUUCUCCUGAAUUCAUCUUCUUCUUUCCUUUCUGUUC
Molecule: messenger RNA, 789 nt
Organism: Morus notabilis
Lineage: Eukaryota; Viridiplantae; Streptophyta; Magnoliopsida; Rosales; Moraceae
Product: uclacyanin 1
Exons: 2
Coding region: 33-695 (220 amino acids)
Cellular component (GO): plasma membrane
Molecular function (GO): electron transfer activity
Source: RefSeq, a predicted model, not a curated record